CUGGGCUGGGCUUAUCUUCUCUUCUUCCUCCGUCCCUCCCCCACUGUCUUUGCCGCGCCGCCGCAGUUGCCUUUGCAAGACAACGGGGAGAGAGGGAGGGAGGGUUUAGGGAUGGCGGCCCUGCUCUUCUACGACCUCAGCCUCCUCCCCUCUUCCGGCGGCGGCGGUGGCAACUCCACCUCAUCCUCCCGCUCCAUCUUAGCCGCCGCCCGCGCCCUCGAGCUCGGCUAUGCCGCCGUCGCUUUCGACCAACCCCACCGCGGCCUCCUCGCCGACUCGGACCGCUGCCACACCCAACCCUUCCCGCCCUUCUCUUCUAUCCCGCUCCCCUCCUCCGCUGCCCUCCAUCGCCGCCGCCUUGCCUCCCCCAUCUCCGAGCCCUUCCGCCAGUACACGCGCAUCACUCUCUCCCUCGACUCCGCCGCCGCCGUCGCUUCCGCCCUCGCCCCCUCCGCCGCCCGCCUCCUCCGCACCUACGACCUCGUCGCCGCCCGCCCCCUCACCCAGGCCGCAUUCGACCACCUCUGCCAGGUCCCCUACUCCCAUCACCUUGAUCUCAUCUCCAUCGACUUCUCCCACGGCCACAAGCUGCCCUUCCGCCUCAAGCUCCCCAUGCUCAAGAUUGCGCUGCAGAGGGGGCUGCAUUUCGAGAUCGCCUACUCCCCCAUCGCCACUGAUUUCAAUUCAGGGAAAAACCUCUUAGCUGAAGCCAAGCUCUUGGUGGACUGGACUAAAGGAAAGAAUCUCAUCAUCUCAAGUGCUGCUCACACUGCUACGGAAAUCAGAGGGCCCUAUGAUGUCAUCAAUCUAUGUUCUUAUCUGCUCGGCCUUCCCAUGCACCGAGCAAAAGCUGCUAUCUCCACAAACUGCAGGUCAUUGAUUUCAAAGGCUCUGAGGAAGAAACAUUUCUACAAAGAAACAAUUAGAAUUGAUAGAAUGUUACCAGAUGAAAAGCUGAAUUCAACAAAAUUCAAGCUUGAUGAUUGGAUUGGUUGGGAUUCUGUAUCAUGCACAGGUGAUCCGCAAUUCACAGAGACAAAUCAGCUGGAACCUUCUUCCAACAAAGAUGAACUACCUAGUUCACCCAUAUAUGGUGUGAUAGAAGUGUCUCAUGAAAAACCUCACAAUCCUAAUCCGUCUAUCAUUGCUAAACUGCCAGAGCAGUCUACUGAUGAAGAAGAAAUCCCAUCUCAAACUCAAGGAGAGACUGUUCAAGUUGGCAGAGGUGAAGUUCUAAUGGAUUGUGGCCUGUCUAUCUUGCCAACAUCUUUCGGUCAUCAGAAUGUUGUUCUAGAUAAGCCUCGAAACAAUGAAGAUGUUAUGGAUCAUUUCGUGCAGGCUGGUUCUGGCCAUUCUGUUGACCUGAAAAACAUCGACAAGCAUGUUGGGUUUGCUCAGGAUGCAAUGGAAGUAGAUGCAACAGAAUCAUGCAGAUUGAACCUCAUUGUGGUUGACAGUAGUAUUAAAAUAGCAUGUUCUGUUCUUCCCCAGGGUAUGGAGCUUUCUGGUACUAGUCUUGAGGAUAAGGGUCCUGGCCAAUCUAGUGAAAUCCUAUAUAAUGCUAAGGCUUAUACAAAAUAUCACACAGAUUGCACCACCUGUGAGAGGGAGAAGACCCCACUGGAUCAUGAAAAUCGUUCUGGUUCUAAUGUUUGCUCUGGUGACAAGGAUGUGUACCAGUCUAAUGAUAUUCCAGUUGAUACUGAGGCUUACAGUAGUACUUCGAAACCAGUAGAGUGUCCCCCAGGUGGGAUAGAUGACGAGGAAGCAAUAGAGCAAAGCAUGGAUGAAAACAUAGAACAGACUGCAGUGGGUGAAGUAGAAUCUACUGACAUAAAAACAAGAACAAAUAUUUCAGUGGAGCCUAUGUUCCAUGGUCAAGAGACCAUCUCAACUGGUUAUAUUUAUGAUAAAAGAUCCACUGACGCAUGUUGUGAAAGUGAUGAGCUGAAAGAACAAAACUCUGAAGAAACCUAUGCUUCUUUGGAGAAAAAUAGUGCUAAACCACAUGAGCAAUUACUGAAUUAUUCUUAUCCAAGUGGUAAGGUUGAGAUAUCCACAAUUAAAUCAGAAAAGCGGAGACGUAAAUUAAGGUUGCAUCAUCCAGCUUAUUGUCCUUUCUUGGGCUUCCUUAAAUCUGUGCAUUUCAAGAAGAAAGUAUGCAAAGUAAGAGGCCUUGUCAAGCCUAUGUAAGGAUAGAUUUCACUCUGAUAGGAGUGUAUUGUUACCUACAAUAGGGAAGAAUGAGAAAUUUCAAUUUGAAAACACUGUUUACCAUCCCCUGUACACAUGGAAAAGAGAGUCGUACCUAAAAUUUUGCACAUAGUGCCUCAAUUGGAGCAGCUUCUUCUCUUAAUUGAAAUGUACCUGCACUCAGAUCACUAUCUAUGACCACUAUGCCAAUAUGUAAAAUCCGAGGCCCUGUUGGCUUUCUGAAGUA
Phragmites australis (common reed) is the source of this 2440-nucleotide messenger RNA. RefSeq lists its product as uncharacterized. Gene Ontology annotation, cellular component: nucleolar ribonuclease P complex. The record is from RefSeq and is a predicted model, not a curated record. The transcript is spliced from 4 exons. Gene Ontology annotation, molecular function: RNA binding. Bases 112 to 2193 code for a protein of 693 amino acids. Gene Ontology annotation, biological process: tRNA processing. Lineage: Eukaryota; Viridiplantae; Streptophyta; Magnoliopsida; Poales; Poaceae.